Salvia hispanica is the source of this 2080-nucleotide messenger RNA. RefSeq lists its product as uncharacterized. Gene Ontology annotation, molecular function: protein binding. Lineage: Eukaryota; Viridiplantae; Streptophyta; Magnoliopsida; Lamiales; Lamiaceae. Gene Ontology annotation, cellular component: membrane. The record is from RefSeq and is a predicted model, not a curated record.
AUAAUGAAGCUGGAAUUGAUAUCGCAAUUCCUAUUCCUAUUCCAACCACACAAUUUAAUGAAUAUCAGACUUCACAAAGCACUUCUUCUCUUCCUUAAGCACCGACGAUGACUGAAGCAAAGGACGAUCAGCCUCAACUUGCUCCAACACCAUCGUCGACUCACAUUCUGAAACUGAAAGAUAAUGAUGUCUCAAUUUCUAUGCCGACAACCUCUCAUAUGGAGGAUGUCCAUGAUCAACAUCACGCUGCAAAAGAAAUAUUAUCGCCGAAUAUUGAAGCUGGAAAACACACCGCAAAGAUAUCGGAAGAAGAAGAAGACGACGACGACGCAGAAGAAGAGAAUCCUGACCACCAAUCAAUGUAUAGAGCUGCAACAAAAGGCAACUGGGAAGAAGCUAAAAUUCUUCUGAACAAAGAUGAGAAGUUAGGUUGGAUAGAGAUAACGGAACAAAGCGACAGAGCCAUUCAUUUAGCUGUUUCAGGGAAACACAGAGAGUUCGUCCGCCAACUCAUCGAAAUGGUGGGAUGGGAGAUGUUAGAGCUGUACGAUGGCAAAGGCUACACACCGUGUUGCUAUGCCAUAAUGGCUGGUGACCUUGAACUCGUUCGUAUAAUGAUGGAGGCCAACCCAUUCAUCGCCAAUCUAUCAAACUUCUAUGGGACGACGCCCUUUGCACUCGCCAUCUCCUUUGGAAAAACAGAAAUAGUUCAGUAUUAUCUGACUACUGUCACUGAGAUCAAAGGUUUAUCCAGAGAGCAAUGGUUUAAUAUCUUGCUCGUCGCUAUAAGCAGCAAAAUGUUUGAUGUUGCUUUGAUAAUAUUGGAAAUGAGAUCUAGUCUUGCGUUAAUGAAGGGUGUCGAUAAUCGAACAGCUCUACACGUUCUGUCUCAAAUGGAUAUCUCAUCAGGAGAUGGUAAGAAGAGGAAGGCUCUUCGUUGCUUGUCCGAGAAGCUGUGGACUAAUAUUCAAGAUUUGGGAAGGAAUGGGGUGUUGCAGUUGAUGAAAAGUCCUCCGUUAAUUCUACACGAGGCAGCAAAAGUAGGCAACCUGGAUCUUAUAAAGAUGAUCACAACUGACUACCCUGAUCUCUUAGCACACACGGAUGACAAGCACGGAUACUCCAUCUUUCACAUCAUUGUUAUCCAUCGAAAAGAGAAUAUCCUCCAACUCCUCGAGAAGGCAAGGUUCGUUAAAGACUUCAACGCUGUCUUGCAAGACAAAGAUGGCAACAACCUCUUGCAUUCAGCUGCGAAAUCAGCAUCCAAGCGUCUAAAGGGGCUGGAGGUUGUUGGCGAGCACGAUGUUCAUAUGCAAAAUGCGAUCGCCUGGUUUGAGAAAUUGAAGAACACUGUCCCACCUUAUUAUCAGGAGAUGAGAAACAAAAAGGGGUAUACGCCCGAAGAGCUAUUCUGGAAGGAGCAUGAGGAAAUGUUGGCAACAAGCGAAGAAUACACGAAGAAAACUGCAGAAUCAUGCAUGCUUAUCUCAACACUUGUUCUGACAUUGGUGUUUGCGGCUGCCUUUGCUCCCCCUGGAGGGUUCGACCAAGUGACGGGGAUACCUUUGCUAUUGAAGAACAAAUGGUUCUCAGUUUUCAUCUUAUUCCAAGUCUUGGCAUUGUCUAGCUCAACCUUGAGCAUCUUAGGUUUUUGGUCCAUCAUUUCGUCCAACUUCCCAGAACACCAAUUCUUCAUGUUGCCGCGUCUCCUGAGGAUAUCAAUGUGUGCUCUCUUACUGUCCAUCUUAUUCGUCAUCUCUGCUUUCUUGUCUGCCUUCUUUUUGAUCUUUGUUCAGCACAGAAAAGCGCUCGUCUUGGCAUUUAUGCUUCCUCUUUACUUGUUGCUCCUUCUUGGAAUUUCGUACCAGUUUAUAAAGGUAACACUCAAGACCAGCCGUCUAGAGUAUUAUCGCCUGACUAGAGCGAGCUCAGGUAAGUACGAGAGUUUGAGUAGUCGUGUACACACUUUUGGAGCCUCCAAAUUUUCUGUAUUUUCUUCUUAUUUUCGUUAGUCGAAUGUAUGUAUAGAUGCCUAACUAAUUUUGAACCUUCAUUUAUAGAUUAUUCACUAACUGCUUCA